Molecule: messenger RNA, 2933 nt
Organism: Gossypium arboreum
Lineage: Eukaryota; Viridiplantae; Streptophyta; Magnoliopsida; Malvales; Malvaceae
Product: putative disease resistance protein RGA3
Exons: 1
Coding region: 250-1617 (455 amino acids)
Biological process (GO): defense response to other organism
Molecular function (GO): ADP binding
Source: RefSeq, a predicted model, not a curated record
UCAUAAUUAGUCUUUGUUUAUUAUUUUACACCACCUACUUUCUCUCUUUUUCCACAUUAAAGAUAUGGCGCCUUAUUUGGCUUACAACGUCAAGUCAAUGCACUGUGGAACCAACUUUAUGUGCCAUUAUUUUCUUCUUAUCUUUGAUUAUCCGCAAUCCAUCCACCGUUGUUUCUUUGUUACCAAAUUCUUCUUCAGUUUCCAAUUAUUGUUGCUUUGCUGAUCACGAAAUUUUAGGAGAGAGUGGAAAUGGCGGACGCAUUUGUUUCGGCUUUUGUGAAUACCAUUUUGGACAAAUUGACCUCCUUGUCCCUGGAGCAGAUCGGCCUUGCGGGCAGCCUCAAAACAGAGCUUGACUGUCUGGAGAGCACUCUAUCUACAAUCCAAGCCGUGCUCCUUGAUGCCGAGAAGAAGCAGUGGAAGAGUGAAGCUAUCAAGAACUGGCUUGGAAAGCUCAAACAAGCAGCUUAUCAUCUGGAAGAUGUGCUCGAUGACUUCAAAGAAGAAGCUCGGAACCGUAGCCUGUGUAAGGAUGCAAGAAGCAAGGUAUCCACCUUCUUUUCUCCUCGGAACCCACUUGUGUUUCGGUUACAAAUGGCACGUAAAUUUAAGAAUGCUAGAGAGAAAUUAAAUGCCAUUGCUGAGGAGAAAAGCAAGUUCCACUUGAGAGAGGGUGUAGGAGAAGCUGAGAUCGAGCAGAAUGAAGACAGUCAAACCAGCUCCCUUGUGGACGAGUCUGAAAUACUAGGCAGAGCAGAUGAGAAGGAAGAGAUAGUUAGCAUGUUACUUAGCAAUGCGAGUCACCAUGAUGAUCUCUCUGUGUAUGCAAUAUGCGGCAUGGGAGGUCUUGGAAAGACCACACUUGCUCAAUUGGCUUACAAUGAUGAAAAUGUUGCAAAAGCCUUUGAUAUGAGAGCUUGGGUGUGUGUAUCCGAUGAUUUUGAUAUAAAACGGUUGACUAAAACUAUUGUGGAAUCCAUUGAAGGGAAGUUAUGCGAUAUCCAAGAGUUAGAUCCCCUGCAACGGCACUUAGGAGAAAAGCUUGUUGGGAAACGAUUUUUGCUUGUAUUGGAUGAUGUGUGGAAUGAAUACCGUGACAAGUGGGUUAGGCUGAAGCAAGCGCUACGGAGUGGACGAAGAGGAAGUACAAUCAUUGUCACAACUCGACUUGAGAAAGUGGCUCUUAUGAUGGCUACAGAUCCUUUCCAACGCCUGGGAUGUUUGUCAGAUGAUGAUUCUUGGUCCUUGUUCAAGCAAAGAGCUUUUGUAAUGGGAAUGAAUGAGGGUAAUGUCAACCUGGAAAUGAUUGGGAGGCAGAUUGUGCAGAGAUGCGGAGGGGUACCUUUGGCAAUUACGGCCAUAGGAAGCAUACUACGUUCCAAAAGUCGAGAAAGUGAAUGGUUACGUGUCAAAGAUAGCGAGAUAUGGGGUUUGGAAGAUGAGGGAAAAAGAAUCUUGGCUGUGUUGAGGUUGAGUUAUGAGCAUCUUCCACCAUAUAUGAAACAAUGCUUUUCAUUUUGCUCAAUAUUUCCUAAAGAUUCUGUCAUGGAAAAGGACGAGCUGAUAGGACUAUGGAUGGCAAAUGGAUUUAUUCCUCGGACAGUUGGAUUUGCAUGAUAUGGGUUGUGAAAUAUUCUCUGAAUUGACUCGAAGGUCCUUUUUCCAAGAAAUCAAAGAGGAUGUUGAUGGAACUGUUACAUGUAAAAUGCAUGAUUUAAUCCAUGACGUUGCAACAUCAAUUAUGGGUCAUGAAUGCUACGCAAUUGAGCUUAAUGAGAGGUCGAAAAUACCAAAAACUGCUCGUCACUUGUUUGUUCAUAAAAUAAGUUCGUCAACAAACUUUAUGGACUUAUCCAAAUUGUAACCAUUGCGUUCUUUAAUCGUUGGCCGCCGGUUCGACUUUAUUGAUAACCUCUCUAAUCCUUCCCAUUUCUUCAGUAAACAAAAGCAUCUGAAGGUGUUGGAUUUUGGUUAUGGUUUUAGCAGUAUUGCAUUUGGAAGUUUGAAACAGCUAAGGUAUUUACGCCUUCAUGAUGAUACUAUGAAAACUCUACCUGAAGCAACAAGCUCCCUUCAUAACUUGCAGACACUAAAUCUCCAACGGUGUUAUCGUCUUGAAAUGUUACCAAAAGGUAUGAAGCACUUGAAAAACCUUAGGUACUUGGACCUCGGAAAGUAUACUUCACUGGCAUCUAUGCCUGUUGGAUUGGGACAACUGUCGUGCUUGCGUAAGCUCAGCAUGUUUGUUGUGGGAAAGGACAUUGGUUGUGGAGCCAUUGAUGAGUUGAAAGAGUUGGCCCUGGAGGGGGAAUUGAGCAUCAGAGGACUUCACAACGUAAAGAGUUCAACAGAUGCUAAAAAUGCCAAUUUGAUAAAGAAGCAAAAUUUGAGAUCAUUAAGCUUAUCUUGGCGAGUAAAUAAUAGGGAAAGAUCUCAAGGUGGAAAUGAUGAAGAGAUUCUUGAUGUUCUUCAACCUCAUCCAAGCUUGAAGAAGUUAAGCCUAGAUGCUUACCAAGGUGAUAGGUUUCCAUAUUGGAUGAUGGAUCUGCUUCUACCAAACCUUGUUGAAAUCUCACUUGAAGAUUGUGAACUAUGCGAUCAACUUCCACCUCUAGGGAAAUUGCGCUUCCUUAAGGUCCUUACUAUCAACGGAAUGGGUGCUCUGAAGUAUAUUGACAGCAACUUCUAUGGAGAUAUGGAAAGUUCUUUUCCAUCACUCAAGGUUCUCGAAAUAGGUAUGGCACCAUGUUUGGAGGAAUGGAUAACCCUGAAUGGUAGAGAACAGUUUCCUCUCUUAAGUUCGUUAACUAUCAAAUAUUGUCCCAAGUUGGUUAAGAUGCCAAUGCUUCAAUGUCUUGAAAACCUAGAAAUUGGAAGCAUUAAUGUUACUUUACUCAAAUCUUUGAUCAUGAAUGCCACUAUUCUUACAUCUC